AUGCCUGAAACCAACCAAAGCAUUAUCAAAAAAGCUGUCAACAAGGCUGCCAAGGCGACCAUUUCUUCUGUAAAAGGUCGUAAACCUGCCAAAGUUACCAAGAAAAAACUAGCUCCCAAGCCUAUAAAACCUAAGACUGAAAGUGUAUCAUGGGACACUGAUAACCGUGAUUGUGAUUUAUCAUCGAAUCCUGAAGGUUUAAGUUCUAUUGAAAUCAUCAUGGAAUGGUUCCAUCAAUCGGAUAAUUUUCGACGCUUUCGUGGAGAUUCUGGUAAAAGCGAUAACAAGGAAACGUGUCUCGGCGAAAUCAAGGAACUUCUCCAUGCAAAGGGAAUGAAGCACAGAGAUUUGAAACAGAUUCAAAGCAAGAUCGACAGGUUCAUUUCUGCGUAUCUUGUGGCAAAUGAGUGGAAGCAUAGUACCGGGCAAAGUGCUGGACAUAUCACGGAUACUGGUGAAGUCGAUGAAAAAUCUGUCUUAGCAAGAAUUUACGACGAGGGAGAUGAUGUUCGAGUAGAAGAGAUAAUGAAUACCAUCGAAAGUAACUAUGAUGAUGAUAUAGAAAUGGAAGAAGUGACAGAAGCGACCACCACACCCACCACUACAACUACAACAGCACCUGCACUUACACCUUCACUUACACCUUCACUUACACCCACACCCACACUUACACCCACAUCAACACCCACACCUACACCAGCUAGUGCUUUGAAGCAGAUUCGCAAACCCGUGCCACACAAACGAAGCGGAAAUGACAUACUGGACAUGGUACGGGAAGCGAGUCUGGCUAUGAUGGAAGAAACGACAAAGGCAGCAGAGCAAAUGUUCGAGUGGGAGAAGGAGCAGGAUUUGGAAGAGAGAUUCAGACAAUCUGCAAUUGAGAGUCGUAAGUUGGAUGACGCCGUUUGGAAUUGA
This is a messenger RNA of Mucor mucedo, 915 nucleotides long. RefSeq lists its product as uncharacterized. The record is from RefSeq and is a predicted model, not a curated record. Bases 1 to 915 code for a protein of 304 amino acids. The transcript is spliced from 2 exons. NCBI's taxonomy places the organism in Eukaryota, Fungi, Mucoromycota, Mucoromycetes, Mucorales, Mucoraceae.